This is a messenger RNA of Ochotona princeps (American pika), 899 nucleotides long. RefSeq names its product TNF superfamily member 4 (gene TNFSF4). The record is from RefSeq and is a predicted model, not a curated record. Gene Ontology annotation, molecular function: tumor necrosis factor receptor binding; cytokine activity. Gene Ontology annotation, biological process: immune response. Lineage: Eukaryota; Metazoa; Chordata; Mammalia; Lagomorpha; Ochotonidae. The transcript has 3 exons. Gene Ontology annotation, cellular component: membrane. The coding region runs from base 108 to 668 and encodes 186 amino acids.
UCCUGGGCCCUCUGCCUAUUGUCUAAGUGAUAAGCUGUGUGUUGCCUCCAUCUCCUCCCUGUCUCCCUUUGCCACAUCUGUAUCGGCCCUGAAUCCAGAUUGUGAAGAUGGAAGGGGUCCAGCCCCUAGAAGAGAAUGUGGAACACACACCAAGGCCGAGGUUUGAAAGGAGUAAGCUAUUGCUGGUGGCCUCCGUAAUUCAGGGACUGGGGCUGCUCCUGUGCCUCACCUACGUCUGCCAGCACUUCCGUGCUUCUCAGGUGUCCCUCCAGUUCGCUCCCAUUGAAAGUAUCCAAGCACGACUACAAACCUUAUCACCGCAUGGGUGUGAAAACAACUUCAUCAUCACACUCUUAAAAACUUAUGGAAACAUGGAAGUGCAGAACAAAUCAGUCAUCAUCCGGUGUGAUGGGUUUUAUCUCAUUUCACUGAAGGGUUAUUUCUCUCAGGAAGUCAACAUCAACCUCCAUUAUCGGAAGGGUGCGGAACCAUUCCCAAUCCUGAAAAAGUCCAAGUUUGCCAACUCCAACGUGGUGUUAAGAUUGGGUUACAAAGACAAAGUCUACUUGAAUGUGACCACUGACAGUAACUCCUGUAAGCAGCUCAACGUGAAUGCCGGGGAACUAUUUGUCAUCCAUCAAAAUCCCGGUGGUUACUGUGCUCCGUAAGGAUCUCAUGGACGCUCCGAAAACCAGACACCAGACACGCCAAGCUAGGGGUGCACAGGACAGAGCUCUCCCUGUGUUUGGAAGAACUGCUCCAGCUCAGUCACCUGUGGCAUCACUGGAAGCAACUGCCUCUCGUGACCCCCACCUCAGGGAUGUUUAAAACUUAUUUGCAUGUCAGUAAACCUUAUCAUUCUGUCCUCCAAAUCCCUAACCUUCAUUUUCCUGCAUGGC